CCCCACCCCACCCUUACCCCGCUCACCACCCGCAACUCCAACACUGGCCCCCCCCACCACCACCACCACCUCCUCCUCCUUUCCCCACCGAAACUGGUUUUCGCGCACAUUCCUUUGGAAGACUGGCGAAUUCCAAUGCUACCUGCAUUCCUCCGGGAAAUGGCUUUGACGAAUGCUGGCGAUUCUGUGUGA
Mesocestoides corti is the source of this 192-nucleotide messenger RNA. NCBI's taxonomy places the organism in Eukaryota, Metazoa, Platyhelminthes, Cestoda, Cyclophyllidea, Mesocestoididae. The record is from the annotation of a GenBank genome assembly.